AUGAAGACAUACGUAUUUAUUCCAAUAUGUUGGAUUUCCAUAAUUGCUUUAGUAUUUCCAACAGACGAAGCUAAAUUUGAAAAGAAACCAGACUGUGACAGUCAAAAACAAGACAAAAAUUGUGUAAAGAAAAAGAAGGCAACAGCUUCUGAACUUUCGAAAGACUCAACUAAAUUCGAAGAGGAGAAACCAAAGUGCAACGGUCAUAAACAAGACAAAAACUGUGUAAAGAAAAAGAAGGCAACAGCUUCUGAACUUUCGAAAGACUCAACUAAAUUCGAAGAGGAGAAACCAAAGUGCAACGGUCAUAAACAAGACAAAAAUUGUGUAAAGAAAAAGAAGGCAACAGCUUCUGAACUUUCGAAAGACUCAACUAAAUUCGAAGAGGAGAAACCAAAGUGCAACGGUCAUAAACAAGACAAAAAUUGUGUAAAGAAAAAGAAGGCAACAGCUUCUGAACUUUCGAAAGACUCAACUAAAUUCGAAGAGGAAAAACCAGAAUGCGACAUUCAACCAAUAAUUACAUGUGUAAACAAACUCACAUCUGCGGCUCCUAAAUCAUCCAGAAAGAAUAAUUUAGGUAAAAUAACAAAAGAAGACAUCAACGAAUCCCUAAAACGGAAAAAGUAUCAACAACAACUAUUCUUGUGCCAUGUUACUGAACAACUGAAGAAACGAUGGAGGCAUUGUUUACGGGGUGACGAGAAAAAAUUAAAGGCCAGGAAGAAAUAUCUGGAAAGUAUAAAUUACAAACCGGAAAUAUUCGAUAUUAUAACAUAUGUGAAUCUAGGCUGAAUGACGAAAUUAUGAGUUUUACUGUUUUACAGAAAACCUUGGUAAUUCGCUUCAUUUUUUAGCCUUAUCUGCAGGAUUGUACAUAAUUUCUAAUAGUAUUUUCUUAAAGUAUUCACUAGUUGUACCAGUUUCACAAUGUUUUGCGUUUCGAAAAAAUAACAACCAUCUUAUAUUAACAAUUAUUUCGAAUUCAUUUGGACACUUUCCAACCAAUUAUUUCUUAUGUAUGUGCAGUCAGUUGCAUUCACUAAUGAAAAUUUUUAAAUAAAGUAUUCAAA
Molecule: messenger RNA, 1073 nt
Organism: Schistosoma spindalis
Lineage: Eukaryota; Metazoa; Platyhelminthes; Trematoda; Strigeidida; Schistosomatidae
Source: the annotation of a GenBank genome assembly